AUGUCAGAAGAAAGAAUCUAUUCUUCUGGGAGAGAGCCCUACUUCAACUUGAACUCAACAUGGUAUGACCCAGCAGGAUCCUGGCUGGACAAUCGUCGUAAACCCUUCUGCUAUGUCGAAAAUACCGCUUGCGUGACUUGUUGCAACCCCAGGACCAAUGUCCCCCGAAGAGGUGGCCAUAAUUACCGAUGCUACUGUUACCGCCGUUCAACCUGUAGGCCAGGGGGGAACCCCAGAGUUAGAUGCUGUGUUCACAACCCUUCAGGAGGACCCCGAGAUUAUUGGGGGCGCCCAAUAGGAGAUGCAUGCAAUGGGUGUACUGGGGGAUACUAUUCGCAUGGAGACUGUGGAUCAUGCUGUGGAUCUUCAGGAGAAUGUGGGACUGGAGGAGGGCUAGUGGCUUGUGCUCAACCAUGUGUUUCAUCAGGAGGAGUGUGUGCUGAACCAGGGUGCAGACCUGCAGGGAGAGGAUGGGGCAGCGGAAGAGGAGUGUGUGCCGAGCCAGAGUGUUCAGCAUCAGGAUGUGGUAGUAGAAGGCGAGGGGUGUGCUCUGAGCCAUGUGCAAGAGCAUCAGGUGGAUGUUGA
Messenger RNA from Python bivittatus (Burmese python), 585 nucleotides. Lineage: Eukaryota; Metazoa; Chordata; Lepidosauria; Squamata; Pythonidae. The record is from RefSeq and is a predicted model, not a curated record.